CCAGGGAGACCAUGUCUUCAUCCGACGCUGCUGAACCCAGCCGUCUGAUUGGCUUACACGGAAGGUGUCAAACUUCGAGAAGUGGCGCGGGUUUUUGUAUUUUAUGCACUACGGUGGCGGGAGAUGAGAAGUUAGACAGGGAGAUAUUUGAUUAGAAUCUCCACUAUUUUUGAGAAUUAAUCAAAUUAGCUUAAUGGUUUGAGUUUAUUUCUAUCUCCAAAUAUCAAGCUUGCUUCGGGAGGAGAAGGACAACGCAAAUGGAUGAUUUUGGGGUCUACGUUGUUUUGGGAGUGAAUGAUGCGCCCCUAAAGCUCCUAUGUGCAAACGGGUUAGCCCAGGUUUCCGUUGCAGUACCACCGAGUUCCCAGCAGGUGGUGCUGUUUUCCAGGGGGCGAUGGGGAGACAGGAUCUGCGUCAACGCAGAACUCAACGACGCCGACAGAGUUCCAAUCACCAUAGGAAAACUGACACCUUAUAAUAGGUGUUUAACAUGGGAGCAAUGGGAAGAGGAGAGCUGGACAGAGGGAGUGAUGUUGACUGUCAGCUUGGAAGGAGGACACCUGGCCAAAGGGGAUAUGAUGAACCUUGACCUCACCCUGUCCAUGAAGGAAUACACCCCAGAGAGUGCUGUGGCCCCUUCCCCUGUUAGGGAGGGGAAGAGAAAGAGGGGACAAACGGGGGAAGACAACGAGGAAGAGAACCGAGGGAAGGAGAACACGUGUCCCAUCGACGUGGUGUCGUCAUUUUCAGAGAAGUCAACCCCCCUCAGAAAGGUCAGAGGUCAGAGCAGAGGAGGUCAGACCAGACUGUUCCUCCAGAGUGAGGGUCAGGAAGGUGCGGCUCUCACCCCUCAGAACACUCCUCCACAGAGGGGCAAAGGUAGACCGGCCAAGACACCCACUACACCGACUGCCCCAUUGGUCAACCCGUCGGGUCGCUGGGGUCAGAGCCUGUGCCCCAUCGACCCCCAGACAGCCAUUCUGAUUGGAGGGCAGGGAUCCAGGAUGCAGUUCUGCAAGGACCCCAUGUGGAAGCUGUGCACUGAGGACAUGUCAUGGGUUCCCGCGGAGACGCUGGCAGAAGGCCCCACCCCCGAGGCCCGGAUUGGCCAUACAGCGACCUACGACCCUGAUUCCAAAAGAAUCUUUGUGUUCGGGGGUUCUAAGAACAAAAAGUGGUUCAACGACGUUCACAUCCUAGACACACAGAGCUGGAAGUGGAGCACAGUGGAGGCCCAGGGAAAAGUACCUCCAUUAGCCUAUCACAGCUGCAGCAUGUUUCGGGGUGAACUAUUUGUCCUGGGAGGGGUGUUCCCUCGCCCUCACCCUGAACCCGACGGCUGCAGUGACUCCCUCUACAUCUUUGACCCACAUCUCUCCAUUUGGUACCAGCCCAUCGUCACAGGCGACAAGCCCGCCCCCCGCUCAGGUCACUCGGCCUGCGUUGUCCAGGGGAAGAUCUAUGUGUUCGGAGGCUGGGACACUCCACUCUGUUUCAACGACAUGUACAUGCUUGACCUGGGACUGAUGGAGUUUUCGUCUGUUCAGACCAACGGAUCACCUCCCUCUCCUCGCAGCUGGCAUGGUUGUGUGUUACUCUCUGACUCUACGUUUGUGGUCCACGGGGGAUACAACGGGAACCAGGCCCUCAAUGACACCUUUACCUUCAACACAGACACCAACACCUGGACUGAACUGGUCCACCCACAGCUCUCCGUGCCCAGAGCUGGACAUUCCAUCAUCACCAUGGCGCUAGCCAAUCAAAACCUUUCAUUCAAGGAUGACGGCAAAGAACGAAACUCCGACCGUACCCCCAAAACCCUGCUGGUAUUUGGAGGGGGCGACAACGAGGGGAACUUCUAUUCUGACCUGACGACCCUGACUGUCACUGAACUGCUGGACCAGAACUAAUGCUGUGUUCAUAACCAAUUGGGAAUUUACCACGUACAACUGGGAAAACUUGAAUGCCUCUCCAAAAGGUCAUUACUGGUGGGACACUUGUAUAUUAUCCCUGAGCUCCGACUUCUCCCACAUUCUGACCUCCCUUUAAGUAAGGAAAUGACCCCAAUAACCGCAAUUUCGGCAGCUAAAUGCAAUAACUAAACAUUAUUCAUAAAAAGCUUUCUAUUCAUGUUUUUUUUUACCACUAUAAUUUGUUUGUGAGCAUGAUAACAGUACUUAUAGUUUUGUGGUUGACACAGCUUGUUUGCCAUUAGCCAAUCAAAGUUCAAACCAGUUGGAUUAAUUCACGUGCUAUUUACUUCCCACUUGGUUAUGAACACAACAUAAACCACAUGAGUGGAAUCCUAAAUGGCACCCUAUUCCCUAUAUAGUGCACUACUUUGGACCAGGGCUCUGGCCCCACACACAGCCCCUAUGGGUGUAUUAGAGAAAUCUCACAGAUCUUCAAAGUCUGCCGUUUUCACGUCAUUAGAAACAGGAAGUGCUAGUCGUUUGUUUUCAAAUGUCUCUCAGUGUGAUGAGGGAAUAAUCAGGACUGAUGUUAUUUAUACAUUAAAACAUGUAUACUUUCCAGGAAAUAUAUAUUUCUGUAGUGCACUGCUUUUGACCAGAGCCCUAUGUAGGGAAUGGGUUGCCGUUUUGGAACUCACGCCGUCUGGGUCGUGUUCAUCGGUGUGCACACUGUAGCAAAACUGCAAUAGAAAAUGAGGGUUCCUUAUUGGACACAUUUUAAGGUAGUUGUUCUAUUUCGGACAGUUUGCUUCCUAUUGAAUACAACCCUGGGGUUUAUAAAGUGAGGAUUUAUGGUUUGACUGAACCCUUUUACACUUCAAGUGCAGUGUUUUUUAUUAUUAUUAUUUUGGUCAGCCUAGAGGUAUGACGUGUGUACAAGCUGCUUAUUAUAUUUCAUAUUUUUUAACUUUAGAUGGUCAUUAACCAGAGUGGAACUGAAGCAUAAUUUGAAGCCGGGUUGCCAGUUUGUUUCUGCUCACAUUCCAAUUGAAUUCCAUAACUCAAUCGGACUGGGAAAGCAGGUUGUAGACUAUAAAAAAUAAAAAAAACUUUAAAACUUAGUCAUAGAAAUAAAGAAUUCGUUUUUUUUUUCCUACGUUCCAAUUAUGUUUUUUAAAGCUACCCAAGUUCUGUGUCUCAGGUACUCGCAUUCUAAUUAGAGCCUGACCGAUUUUUUUUUAUCAGCCGAUAUUGGCCGUUUCAACGCUAUAUCGAUAUGGGCUGAGAAACUAUAUUCAAUAAAUAGGAUGUGGGGGAAUCUUGUGCUUACCUGGACACUUGUGACCAUUCUCAUGAUGUCACAAUGUAUGAAAUCAACAUUUUGAAGCUUAAUUAUUUGACAAUUGCUCUUUUUUGAAUGACAAUUUUGAGAAUUCUGUGAAUGAAUUUUUUUUUCAUUUUCGCCAUUGUAAUACACAUAUAUCGUCAGGUUUAUUGGUAUGGAUCUAGUUUCAAAAUGGUGUUGCUUUCAUUUCUUAGGCAGAUUUUAUUUUUUAUUUUUGUACAUUCAUGCUGAAUAAACAAAGAUACUAAAAGAUA
Molecule: messenger RNA, 3512 nt
Organism: Oncorhynchus mykiss (rainbow trout)
Lineage: Eukaryota; Metazoa; Chordata; Actinopteri; Salmoniformes; Salmonidae
Gene: krcp
Product: kelch repeat-containing protein
Molecular function (GO): protein binding
Source: RefSeq, a predicted model, not a curated record